AUUUAAAUUCCAAUAACAACUAAUGACUCCUAAUUUCUAUGACAACAAACAGAAAUAUUCGUUUAGUUGAGUGACUAACUAGUUAAUUAUUUAAAUAUGUGGACGAAUUCUGUAUACUUAUUUUUAUUUCUUUUGUUUUUAUCAUUGCUUUCUAAUAUAAGUGAGGCAGUUAAAUGUUACCAAUGCAGUUCAAGUGAAGAUCCUAAAGGGCAGGAUAAUUGCGGAGCUUACAGAAAAUUCGAUGAGAGGGAACAUAUAGCGAUAGAAUGUAAUAGUUUCGAGAGUCAUAUGCCUGGAUCGUUCUGUAUGAAAAUUACACAUCAGAGUCCUAAAGGUUAUAUAUGGGAUGGAAGGUGGAGACAGGUUAUGAGAAGAUGUGCUUCGGUAGCAGAAACUGGGGUCACUGGAGUGUGUAAUUGGGGAGUUGAUGAAGAUGGCAUCUAUUGGGAAGAAUGUUAUUGUUCCGAAGAUAGAUGUAAUUCGUCAAAUAAAGCUAUAGGUUCUUCCAUUAGUAUUGUAAGUGCUAUUUUACUGCUACGAUGGUUAAGUCGUUAGAUCAAUCUUUCCAUUUCAGUACUGUACAAAACCAUACUUUCAUAGAUUAUUUUAUUGAGAAAUCCGAAUUUUAGAAAUGUAAAUCUUCUAUUUUAUCUUUUUCUAUCAAAUACAAGAUGAGGAUCCAUUGUCAUGUUUAUACAUAUUACCAUUGUAUAUAUUGCAAAGAUAGUAAUUCAGAACGUUAGAGUUUGGUAAACAUGAUAAUUGAUAACUUUGUUACAUUAAAUACUUUCUAGUAUAUCAAAACAUUUAAAUUUAUAGAUUGAACUAAUUUAGGAGAAACCAAGUAUAAAAGUCCUUAAUUAACUCCAUUUAAUUCUCAAUAAAUUCUAGAAUGACAGAUAUGUAACUUACCGGGUAUCUUAGGGACAUUAUGUUUUUGAUAUUUUAUAUAUACCGAUAGAACUUCUACAUAACCUCCAAACUUACAUUUGUGAAAGUAUCGAAUUGCUAGAUCUAAUUGGAGACUUUGUUAUAUUUUUUCCGUCCAUUUUGAAUGAACUUAUUGUUAACUAUAUAGACUUAUUUAUAUAUAGAAUGUUUUUUGGAAUUUUAUACCUUUUUUAGAAAUAAAUUGUCAACUGAA
Messenger RNA from Harmonia axyridis, 1144 nucleotides. RefSeq lists its product as uncharacterized. The coding region runs from base 97 to 555 and encodes 152 amino acids. NCBI's taxonomy places the organism in Eukaryota, Metazoa, Arthropoda, Insecta, Coleoptera, Coccinellidae. The transcript has 3 exons. The record is from RefSeq and is a predicted model, not a curated record. Gene Ontology annotation, biological process: regulation of synaptic transmission, cholinergic; sleep; positive regulation of voltage-gated potassium channel activity.